UUCAACAUGAUUAAGUUUUUUCUUAUUUUUCUAUUCCUGGUUCUUAACAACGAAGCCCAAAAUUUCAAGACCAACCUAUAUGACUACUUAGAACUAGCCUUAAGGUGGCCAAACUCCUUUUGCGUGACACAUGAAGGUGGUUGCAGAGAAACUGUUCCCCAGUAUUUCACCAUCAGCUAUCUUCGUCCAAGGAAAAGGGAGGGGCCAGAUAUGCAAUAUUGCCCCACUCCAAUUACUCUGCCAAAUAGUACCAUCGAGACAAAUAAAAAGGACCUACUCGUAUUCUGGCCUGAUCUGAGCACUGAUAAUUUUAUAGAGAGCAAGUCACUAUGGAGGGACGAAUGGAAAAAGUUUGGAUCGUGCUAUAAUAUGAUGCCAGAUGACUACUUUACGAAUGCGCUAAACAAUAGAAAAAGAAAUGACCUAAAGAGAAUCUUGACAAGUGCAGGUAUUGUAGCAAAUGGAAAUUCAUAUCCAACGCAUAGAGUAUUAGGAAGUUUCAGGAGAGCUCUAGGUGUGAAUGUGAACAUAGUGUGUGAACCAGAUAGAAGUGGCAACUUUUAUCUUGCUGAGGUUCAUCAGUGUGUGGAUGUGUCUGGAACAAUUCCUAUAGAUUGUGACAAUAAAGCAAGAGGGUGUGAAGAUGAUCCCAUCUUUCCCUAUGCGGGAUUCCAACCGGAUCAAAAUCUCAAUUAAUAAUGCAAUCACAAUCUUCUAUCCGGGCAU
Molecule: messenger RNA, 726 nt
Organism: Vigna radiata var. radiata (mung bean)
Lineage: Eukaryota; Viridiplantae; Streptophyta; Magnoliopsida; Fabales; Fabaceae
Product: ribonuclease 1-like
Exons: 3
Coding region: 7-696 (229 amino acids)
Biological process (GO): RNA catabolic process
Cellular component (GO): extracellular region
Molecular function (GO): ribonuclease T2 activity; RNA binding
Source: RefSeq, a predicted model, not a curated record